Messenger RNA from Diospyros lotus (date-plum), 3767 nucleotides. Its product is annotated as cellulose synthase A catalytic subunit 1 [UDP-forming]. The transcript has 14 exons. NCBI's taxonomy places the organism in Eukaryota, Viridiplantae, Streptophyta, Magnoliopsida, Ericales, Ebenaceae. The record is from RefSeq and is a predicted model, not a curated record. Gene Ontology annotation, cellular component: trans-Golgi network; plasma membrane. Gene Ontology annotation, molecular function: cellulose synthase (UDP-forming) activity. Gene Ontology annotation, biological process: plant-type primary cell wall biogenesis; cellulose biosynthetic process. Bases 243 to 3491 code for a protein of 1082 amino acids.
CAAGCAUUAUAUCAAGUGGAAGGAGAAGUAGAGAGACACACCGACAGCGGGAGGUGCCCAUUUGGUUUGGGGCAAGAACCGGAGAAUGCCCAUUUCGAUUAUGCUCAAAUUCCACACAAUUUGAGCUGAAUCCCGCUUCCCCUCUCUCUGAUCUUCAAGAUCUGUUGUUCAAAUUUACUCAGAAAAAUCCUUUCUGGGUUUGAUUGUACAUUUCCAGUUCCUGCUCUGUUUCUUGAGAAGAAAUGGAGGCAAGUGCUGGAAUGGUGGCUGGAUCGUACAAGAGAAACGAGCUGGUUCGGAUUCGCCACGAUUCUGAUAGUGGGCCCAAGCCCUUGAAGCAACUAAAUGGUCAAAUAUGCCAGAUAUGUGGAGACACUGUUGGCCUUACUGCCACUGGGGAUGUUUUUGUUGCUUGCAAUGAGUGUGCCUUCCCAGUUUGCAGGCCUUGUUACGAGUAUGAGAGAAAAGAUGGAAACCAAUGCUGUCCUCAGUGCAAGACCAGAUACAAGAGGCACAAAGGGAGUCCUCGAGUUCAGGGAGAUGAUGAAGAAGAUGAUGUUGAUGACCUGGAAAAUGAGUUUGAUUAUAACCAAGGAAACAGCAAGGCAAGACGCCAGUGGCAUGGAGGUGAUGCUGAUCUCUCUUCAUCUUCCAGACAUGACUCUCAGCCAAUUCCCCUUCUGACUAAUGGCCAGCCGGUAUCUGGUGAAAUUCCCAGUGCUACACCUGAUAACCAGUCUGUACGGACUACAUCUGGUCCUUUGGGCCCAGGUGACAAGGCACUUCCUUACACUGAUCCUAGGCAACCGGUUCCUGUCAGAAUUGUAGACCCGUCAAAGGAUUUGAAUUCUUAUGGACUUGGAAAUGUUGACUGGAAGGAAAGGGUUGAAGGUUGGAAACUCAAACAGGAGAAAAAUAUUACGCAAAUGAACAACAGGUAUACUGAAGGGAAGGGAGGAGACAUUGAAGGCACUGGAUCAAAUGGAGAAGAACUGCAAAUGGCUGAUGAUGCUCGACAACCUUUGAGCCGUGUGGUGCCUAUUUCUUCUUCUCACCUCACACCGUAUCGUGUUGUUAUCAUACUUCGGCUGAUUAUAUUGGGCUUCUUUUUGCAAUACCGGUGUACUCAUCCUGUGAAGGAUGCUUAUCCAUUGUGGCUCACCUCAGUAAUUUGUGAGGUUUGGUUUGCAUUAUCCUGGCUUCUGGACCAGUUUCCAAAAUGGUCACCCAUCAAUCGUGAGACCUACUUGGAGAGGCUUGCAUUGAGGUAUGAUAGGGAAGGGGAACCUUCACAGUUAGCACCUAUUGAUGUAUUUGUUAGUACAGUGGAUCCACUGAAAGAACCUCCCCUCGUCACAGCAAACACUGUGUUGUCCAUCCUUGCUGUGGAUUAUCCUGUCGACAAGGUCUCUUGUUAUGUUUCAGAUGAUGGAUCAGCAAUGUUAACAUUUGAAGCUCUCUCUGAGACAGCAGAGUUUGCAAGGAAAUGGGUUCCCUUUUGCAAGAAGCACAAUAUUGAGCCCAGGGCUCCUGAAUUUUAUUUUGCCCAAAAGAUAGAUUACCUGAAGGAUAAGAUACAGCCUUCUUUUGUGAAAGAGCGCAGGUCAAUGAAGAGGGAAUAUGAAGAAUUCAAGGUGAGAAUUAAUGCUCUCGUUGCUAAAGCACAAAAGAUGCCUGAAGAAGGUUGGACAAUGCAAGAUGGAACUUCAUGGCCUGGAAAUAACCCUAGGGAUCAUCCUGGAAUGAUCCAGGUGUUCUUAGGUCAUAGUGGGGGCCUGGAUACGGAUGGCAAUGAGCUACCGCGGCUAGUGUAUGUUUCUCGUGAGAAGCGCCCAGGCUUUCAACAUCACAAGAAAGCUGGAGCAAUGAAUGCUUUGAUUAGAGUUUCAGCUGUCCUGACAAAUGGUGCAUUCCUGUUAAAUGUGGAUUGCGAUCACUACUUCAACAACAGCAAGUGUCUUAAAGAAGCCAUGUGCUUUAUGAUGGACCCUGCUGUGGGAAAAAAAACCUGCUAUGUUCAGUUUCCACAGAGAUUUGAUGGCAUUGACAUGCACGAUCGAUAUGCUAAUCGGAAUAUUGUCUUCUUUGAUAUCAACUUGAAAGGACUGGAUGGAAUCCAGGGUCCAGUCUAUGUGGGAACUGGUUGUUGUUUCAACAGGCAAGCUCUCUAUGGGUAUGAUCCAGUCCUAACAGAGGAAGAUUUGGAGCCAAACAUCAUUCUUAAAAGUUGUUGUGGUUCAAGGAAGAAGGGAAGGAGUCGCAACAAGAAAUACAUUGAUAAAAAGAGAGCAGCAAAAAGAACAGAAUCCACCAUUCCCAUUUUCAAUAUGGAAGAUAUUGAAGAUGGUGUUGAAGGAUAUGAUGAUGAGAGGUCACUUCUUAUGUCGCAGAAGAGCUUAGAAAAGCGAUUUGGUCAAUCUCCUGUUUUCAUUGCAGCUACCUUUAUGGAGCAGGGUGGUAUUCCUCCAACAACCAAUCCUGCAACUCUGCUGAAAGAAGCAAUCCAUGUUAUCAGCUGUGGGUACGAGGACAAGACUGAAUGGGGCAAAGAGAUUGGAUGGAUAUAUGGUUCUGUGACAGAAGAUAUUUUGACUGGGUUUAAGAUGCAUGCACGGGGGUGGCUUUCAAUCUAUUGUAUGCCUCCUCGCCCGGCAUUCAAGGGUUCUGCGCCCAUUAAUCUUUCUGAUCGUUUGAACCAGGUGCUUCGGUGGGCUCUGGGAUCAAUUGAGAUUCUUCUGAGCAGGCAUUGUCCCAUAUGGUAUGGCUACAAUGGGAGACUAAAGCUUUUGGAGCGGCUGGCAUAUAUUAAUACCAUCGUUUAUCCUCUCACAUCUAUCCCUCUACUGGCAUACUGUGUACUUCCUGCUAUUUGUCUUCUCACUGGGAAAUUCAUCAUUCCUGAGAUAAGCAACUAUGCCAGCAUGUGGUUCAUUCUGCUUUUCGUCUCCAUUUUUGCAACUGGAAUCUUGGAGCUCAGGUGGAGUGGCGUGGGUAUCGAAGACUGGUGGAGGAACGAACAGUUCUGGGUCAUUGGUGGCACGUCAGCACAUCUCUUUGCCGUCUUCCAAGGGCUCUUAAAAGUGCUUGCUGGGAUCGAUACCAACUUCACUGUCACCUCAAAGGCAUCUGACGAUGACGGAGAGUUUGCAGAGCUUUACGUGUUCAAAUGGACCUCCCUUCUCAUUCCUCCAACCACAGUCCUCGUUAUUAACUUCGUGGGCAUAGUGGCCGGUGUCUCAUAUGCCAUAAACAGUGGGUAUCAGUCAUGGGGUCCUCUAUUUGGCAAGCUGUUCUUCGCCAUCUGGGUGAUCGUCCACUUGUACCCCUUCCUCAAAGGUAUGUUGGGUCGCCAAAACCGAACCCCAACCAUCGUCAUUGUAUGGUCCAUCCUCCUUGCUUCCAUAUUCUCCUUGCUCUGGGUGCGAAUCGAUCCCUUCACCUCCGACGUCACAAAAAGUGCUUCAAAAGGUCAAUGCGGCAUCAGUUGCUAGUUCUUCAUCUUCUUCUCUUCUUUCUCUGAAGAUCAUUUGGAUGGAUCGAGUAAGGUUUGGCCAUCUUCAUCAUACUUGCUGCCUCUUCGUAAAUAGACAAGGACCAAACUAUUAAAUGUUGUUCAGGUCUAAGUUAUGUUGUUGUUAUUGUUGUAAUUUAUAAGGGUGAAGAAUAUAGACAGAGAGAGAGAAAGAAAGAGAGAGCACCCUUCUGUUUGUUCUGUUGUUUUGUCUUUGUAAUACCCGUGUUUCAUAUACUAAAAUUUGUUCUGUCAA